GUGUGACGUGGCCUGCACGUGGAGCUGCAGGCUGUCGUUGUGAAGCUGGCGCUGUUUGCAGUGGGGGAUGCUGACCGCACACUUGCAGGCACGGCGACCGGAGGGUGAGGCAGCUGUACACAGUCUGGAAUAUUUGCACGCACUCGCUCGCUGUGGAUCCAAUCUGCACCUGUGGGGAAGAUGUAUUCGUUUUUCACAAAGGAAAAAAAAGCCAGGCUGGUAACCAACGCCCUUUGAUCUCUGGCUGCUCCUCCCCCGGCAGUCGUGAGGGCAACAAGACCACAAGCCAGGUGUGGUUUGAGCAAGGCAGUGGAAGUGAACAUACUGAAGGUACUACCACAAGAGGGAAGGAUGCGACUACCAUUUCUUCUGUUCACCUGGAUGUCACACAGGACCUUUGCAUGGGGGACAGAGAAAGAUGUCCAGACAUACGAGGGAGAAAUGCCUGCACUGCCUUCAUCGGCAGAAAAGCUGCUGAUCACAGACUUGCUGUCUCGGUACCAACUGGAGGGAACUCACGGGAGACCUGUGACCGACCUCGCCGACAACCUCACUGUGUACUUCGGCAUGUCUUUGAUCCAGAUACUGGAUGUGGACGAGUCGAACCAAGUCCUUAAGUGCAGCGUCUGGUAUCAUUAUGCGUGGAAAGAUAUUCUACUUCAGUGGGACCCGCUAGAGCAUGAUGGAGUAGAGAGCAUCCGUGUUCCUUCGGAUAAAAUCUGGCUGCCAGACAUACAGCUGUAUAAUUUUGCAGACGACCGACUGCACGAGCAGAGGGAGGCGUUGGUGAUCGUGAACCACGAGGGUCAAAUCCUGUGGAUGCCUCAAGCGAUCCUGCGCAGCUCCUGUGCCUUCAACACCAAGUACUUCCCGUUCGACCUCCAAACGUGUCAUGUCAAGUUCGGCUCGUGGACCUACAACGGCAACAAGCUCAACAUCGACUUCGUCAGCAACCAGUCCUUCGACCUCAGCGACUUCGUCUUCAGCAACGAGUGGGACAUCGUGGAGAACUACGCCCGACGAACCGUCAAGUACUACACCUGCUGCAAGGAUGCUCCCUUCCCUGACCUGACCUUCACCUUGACCAUCAAGCGCAAGGUCGCCUUCUACACUUUCAUUCUUCUCAUCCCGUGCGCUCUGCUGAGUCUGCUGACAUUAGUGAUCUUCUGGGUGCCUCCGGAGUCACCUGCCAAAUUACAGCUAGGAAUGAGUGUCUUCGUCGCUUUUUUCUUUCUCUUGAUGGUCCUCGCGGACUUUACACCUCGAACAGCAGCCUCCAUUCCACUCAUUGGUGCCUACUUCUGCCUGAGCAUGAUAAUGAUCACCAUGUCCACUGUCCUCGCGUGUGUCGCUGCCAACAUGUUCUUCCGCGGCAUCAGAAUCAACAAAGCGCCGCCUUGGCUAAGAACGCUCAUGAUCGACUGGUUGUCGCGAGUGUUUUGCGUACAUGAAAAAGUGCAAAUCCCACGCUACGAGCAAACAGGUGGCGCCACCAUCAGCUGGACCACCUCCAACGAGCAGAACGGCAAACUACCCGAGCCAGAAGUCAAGUUUGUCAAACUUCGACUCCUGGACCACGAAACCGACUCGAGAAUGUUCGCCAAACAAGAAUCCUUCGAGUCGUGCAGCUGGGACUCUUUCUCGGAGAAGAGCAGCUUCCUGUUCAAGAACAAUGCGCUUCUGGAGGAAGUGCGAGGGAUAAGGGAGGUAAUUCAACGCCACGAGGCCAAGAAGCUUGCUGCUGGCGAAAAAGAGAAAGUCGUGUUGGAGUGGCGCAUUAUUUCCUGUGUGACUGAUCGCCUGUGUUUUGCUGUGUAUAUUGUGAUUAAUAUCGUUGGACUGCUGGUCAUUCUGUUCUGCAUGUAGUCAGCUGAAGACGAGAGUUAAAUGCACAUUUUGAUGGAAGAUUCACUUCGCUGAUCACAGAAAUGCCACAAUUGCCUGUUCAGAAGUCAGCCCUAUCGCUGCUUGAUUCUAAUGUCACGAGCAUAAAAAAAAAUCCUCCACGUCCUGAAGUCGAAAGGAAAAGAACUUAAAGAAGGAGAAAAAAGAAUCUUUAUUUACACAGACAUGUUUAUUGUCGCUCAAAAAUAAGUAUUGGAUACUUUCUCAGAUGCAAUAGUUUUUUUUAAACAUUCAUAAAAGAUUAUGCAAAAUUGUUUAGAUGUAACCAGUUGUGUAACGAAUCCCUACUUAGUAGAAAUUCAGUCAACGAGUAUAAUAAAUAUUUGUUUUUUUUUUGUAAGAAAGUGAUUUUAUAUGUAAGUGAAUGACCCAACAUUUAUGUCUUUAUAUUUAUUGUGUCUCCGAUGCAAUAUUCACUUGCACUAUGGCAGGUGUGUUGCACACAGCAUGUUUCCCAUAAAAUACCCUUUUUCACUUGUA
Pomacea canaliculata is the source of this 2385-nucleotide messenger RNA. Its product is annotated as neuronal acetylcholine receptor subunit alpha-9-like. Bases 352 to 1866 code for a protein of 504 amino acids. The transcript is spliced from 8 exons. Gene Ontology annotation, molecular function: transmembrane signaling receptor activity; acetylcholine-gated monoatomic cation-selective channel activity. Lineage: Eukaryota; Metazoa; Mollusca; Gastropoda; Architaenioglossa; Ampullariidae. The record is from RefSeq and is a predicted model, not a curated record. Gene Ontology annotation, biological process: signal transduction; chemical synaptic transmission; monoatomic ion transmembrane transport. Gene Ontology annotation, cellular component: postsynaptic membrane; synapse; neuron projection.